This is a messenger RNA of Bactrocera oleae (olive fruit fly), 1591 nucleotides long. It is a transcript of the gene Pex12, whose product is annotated as peroxin 12. Gene Ontology annotation, molecular function: zinc ion binding; ubiquitin-protein transferase activity; protein binding. Gene Ontology annotation, biological process: protein monoubiquitination; protein import into peroxisome matrix. Gene Ontology annotation, cellular component: peroxisomal membrane; peroxisomal importomer complex. The record is from RefSeq and is a predicted model, not a curated record. Lineage: Eukaryota; Metazoa; Arthropoda; Insecta; Diptera; Tephritidae.
UGUUUUGAUUAGAAACAGUUGUGUUAUACGCAGUCAUCCUUGACGCAGUUCCGAUAUAUGUAUUUAUAAAUAAAUCCUUAAAGCAAAUAAAAUGUCGGAGAGUGCCAAUUUACGACAAAAUUUACAAAAUGUUCCAUCAAUAUUUGAGAUAAGUGCCGCUGAAACUCUGGAUUCUCUUAUCUAUCCAGCACUUAGUAAAAUAUUUGAUUACCUUAAUUUUGGAGUGGACUUCAACCUUUUCGGUGUUAACAUGGUAAAAGGAGAGGUGUCAGCUAUAUUGACAUGGGUGCUCCAAUAUUUAUAUUUGCGCAACAGAGACUCUUCAUUUGGAGAAAGUUUCUAUGGUUUGCAGCGAACAGGCAUUACAUCAGGCGAAUUAAUGACGAGGCAGCAGAAAGUGUUAUCUGCUAGUAUCUUAACACUAAUGCCAGUUUUAGAGCAGAAGUUAAAAACACGUAGUGCUCAUCACGAAGAUAUUUCAAUUUGGGAACGACAAUUGCUUUAUGCUCUUCGUGCGUACCAUGCUUCUAAAGCGAUACACACCUUCCUAUAUCUAAUAAAAUAUGCCGGAAGCCACUCUCCUAUUUUUCAAGCAUUAAAUUUAUCAUUGAGAUACCCUAACGAACCACCAAAAGACGAUAAGACCACAUAUGUGUUUCUUAAGUUACUCGAAUUUUUUGCUUUCUUUCUCCAAUUCAUACAAUGGUGGUAUUCUAACGAUCAGCGGCGCAAAAUAGGAGGAACCUUAAAAAAUCCAGAGCCAUUUAAAAAUAAGCCUAACGUGUCAAGAGAGAAUACACUACCAAAAGGUGAUUGCCCGGUGUGUCUCAUGAAAAUUCAAACACCCACCGCGUGCAGCAUAUCUGGAUACGUAUUCUGCUGGAAAUGUAUAAUUUCCCACUUGAAAGAACGUUCUACUUGUCCAGUUACUGGAUACAAAAUAACACUUGAUGACUUAGUUCGAAUUUACGAAAUAUGAUAUUAUAUUAAUCUCUAUUGCUUAUCACGCAUUAACGAAUUUAAGCAAUAAAUUUGAUAUACAGUAGGCUUUAGUGUUACUGUUUUCGUGGCUGUGGUUUGAAUGUACCUACAGUGUUUGCUCAAAAACAAAAAGACAAUAAAGGAUAUUUAAUAUAAUAUCUCAGUUAGAUUUAUUAUUGCUAUCUACUUAUAUGAUUUUAGCACUAAAAAUGUUUUGAGCAAAAUAUAACAUACCAAGCACGUACAUACAUAUGUAUGUGCACUGUUUUGAGCGUACAUUAAUUUGUUUAUUAUUUAUAAUUCACUUCUAACCUUUGUGUAAAAAAUAAGUUUUUCAUUUGUAAAGUUAAGUAAUCUUUUGACUUAAUAUAUGCAUAUGUAUACUUGCACUUAAGGUGCCGGAAUAAAAAAAGAUAUAUACUAUUGCAAUUGUAACAAUUAAUUAAAAUUGAGAUAAGUAAAGCCCUCGUUCCCAGUCAAAGGUAACGUGCAUAGCAUGGAAAUCCCAGUAUGCAGUCAUAUGAUAAGCCAUAUUUGUUAGCACAACGACAUACUCGAAAAGAGCAAAAAAUGUGUAAACUAAAUAAAAAGAUACAAAGUACAUUUGUUA